CGUGAACGUGGUUGGUUAUAACGCGGCGGUAUUGGCGGAACUCUCAGCUGUUUCCUGCGUGUUUUGUUCCACGCCAGAAAUGGGGGGCAGAGAAUGUUGCGUGAAUAACUGUGGGAGCAGCUCCCACGACCACGAGGGCAGAAUGCUCCCGAACGGCCUGAGCUUCCACUGCUUCCCUGCAUGGAGAACGAAGGAAGGCGACCUUAUAUCGGAGCUAACGAGACGGCGGAGAGAAGCUUGGGUGACCGCCGUGGGCCGCAGAGAAAUCACCUUCGACCGCAUCCCGUCCUCCAUGAGAGUCUGCUCCAGUCACUUUGUCACUGGAAAACCAGCGUAUGAGAUGCUGGACUCAGAUCCAGACUGGGUGCCGUCUCUCCAUCUGGGUCAUGAUGGUAAUGAUGAUGAAUGUGAAGAAAAGUCCUGGAAUAAAAGAAGAAGGUUGUCUUCUGCUGAGAAACCAGUAGAAGGAGCAGAUGGUGCUGCUGAAGCCAGGAAGCCUCCUCCGCCUGCUUGGAGCGAAGUGAAAUCUGCUCUGCUGUCUCUUCUGGAGGGUAAAACCGUCGCCAGUCAGCAGCAGGGAGACGAUGAGCAGAACCAAGGCGCCGAGACGAGGACAGACUCCGGCUUCCGGGACUUCUUCAGGAACGCUCUGGAGUCGUCUCUGGAGGCCUCCAUCCAGGCCAGAGCUCUCUCCAAGAGUCGGCCGCCGUCCACAGAGUACGAGGUGGAGCUGAACUUCAAGCUUCCAUCCUCUGCAUCAGUACCGUCCGCCCUGGAAGAGCCGUCCUCCUCUUCACCGGCGUGUGCGAACUGCUCCACCAUGCUGCAGAGGAUUCGAGAGCUGGAGGAGAAACUGUUUGAAGUCGCCAGCAAACAUAAGGUCAAAGUGCUGAACAGACCAAGGCAACCGAUCAGAGAGGAGACCAGAACCUCUGGGGAAGAGGGUGAGGCGACGGCUCGCGUCGGACCAGUUCAAGGUGAACCGGACUCUGAAGCCACUCCUUCCACCUCCCGCCCUCAUCGUCCUCCUCAGCGCCGCCGCCACUGCUUCAAGAAGGAGUGGCUCAAGCUCUUCCCGUUCCUCCGGUACUCCCCACGCCUCAACGUCAUGUGGUGCCACGUGUGCCGCGUUCACGCGGACUCGUUCUGCAAGAACCACCGUCUGAUCAAAGGCUCCGAUCAUUUCACCAAGUCCAACAUCAUGAAGCACACCAACUCCGUCUACCACCAGCAGAACAUGCAGCGCUUCCUGUGGAGCAGCCGCAUGCCGUUCGAGGAGCCGUGGGAUCCGUCGGAUCCACCCGCUGAGGCACAAUCAUAACAAAGAAGCAAAAGCAAAGGCUGCCGAUAAGUUUUUACUGAAUAAGCUCAUCAGUAUAAUAGACAAAGUGUUAAAAAUGGCUCCUACUGUUGGGUUGCAGUUGUUGUGCGUUACAUUGCUGAAUGUUUUUCCUGUCAUAUCAGAACCUUUUGGAGGCCUGAAACAUCUAAGCCCUGAAACAACAUGGCCUCCAUCGAUUCGCUACUUUCUGAUCUUUCAGGUGACUCUACAACUUCUGAGAGAGAGAAACUGGAGCUGGGUGGCUUUUGAGAAAAUAUGUUUGUGUUUUUUCACCAACACACUCCUUUGUUUACAUAUUCUAGUGUAAUGUCAGCAAACCUAGAGCCGCCAUCUUGUUUGAGGAGCCUGUUUGACAGCUCUGUAUUUAUUUGGACGUUGAAUUCAGGUCAACUUUACGACAGAAUAUUAGUAUGAGGCUAAGAUUAUUUUUGUUUUAAUUAUGAUUCCCAUAUUUUUGAGUAACGUCAUCGCGCCAUGAGCCGCCAUCUUGUUUGUUAAAUGUUACAGCUUCUGUUUAUUUUUACUUUGAAUUCAGGUCAAUUCUACAUCAAAA
This is a messenger RNA of Poecilia reticulata (guppy), 1895 nucleotides long. RefSeq lists its product as uncharacterized. The record is from RefSeq and is a predicted model, not a curated record. Lineage: Eukaryota; Metazoa; Chordata; Actinopteri; Cyprinodontiformes; Poeciliidae.